CGAGCUGUCACGCUGACAGCUCAGAGGACAUCUACACUGAUGAACAGCGCCCUGAUGAUCAGUGUAGCCCCAUCAGUGCCACCUGUCAGUGUCCAUCAAUGCCACCUGUCAUUGCCCAUCAAUGCCACCUAUCAGUGCUCAUCAGUGCACAUCAAUGCCACAUAUCAGUGCCUACCAGUGCACAUCAAUGCCACAUAUCAGUGCCUAUCUGAGCUACCUUUCAAUGCCAACUAUCAAUGCCAGUCAGUGCCACCUAUCAGUGCCAGUCAGUGCCACCUAUGAG
Molecule: messenger RNA, 283 nt
Organism: Staurois parvus
Lineage: Eukaryota; Metazoa; Chordata; Amphibia; Anura; Ranidae
Source: the annotation of a GenBank genome assembly